AUGUCUUUGGCGAGAGUGAGCAGGGUCUUAGCACCCGGCGGCGCCACGAGUAGUAGUAGUAGUAGUAGCAGCCCUGCCCCUCCUCCUGGUCCUCCGCCGCAUCAUCCAGCGACCGUCGACACGUUCCAGCAAGUCUUCGACACGUGGCUGGCCGAUCAGGACCGGCACCUCCAGGAGCUCGUCUCGGCAGCCGAGCGGUGCAGCGACCAGCCGGAGCUCCUCAGGGGUCUCUUGGGCCGGGUCAUGGGCCAGUACGAGCAGUACUACCGGGCCAAGUCCUUGUCGGCCCAGCAGGACGUGCUGGCCAUGCUGUCCCCGCCAUGGAGGAGCACGCUAGAGGACGCCUUUCUGUGGAUCGGCGGGUGGAGGCCUUCCAUGGCUUUCCACGUCAUCUACUCCAAGUCGGGGCUCCAGCUAGAGACGCACCUGCUCCAGCUCCAGGGGAUCCCUGCCAACGACAACGAUGACUUGGCCGACCUCUCAGGGGAGCAGCUCCGCCUCAUCGACCACCUCCAGCUGCGCACCAUCCGGGAGGAGCGCCACAUAACGGAGGAGAUGGCCAGGGUGCAGGAAUCCGCUGCGGACGCCUCCAUGGUGGAGCUCUCCCAUUUGGCCACCCAGAUGAUCAUGCGGCGGACAACCCCAUGUCUCCGUGUGAACCAGCGGGUGGAUGCCACGUUGGUGGCCAAGGAGAAUCAGAUGGAGGAGCUCCUCCACGCGGCAGACGAUCUACGCCUCAGGACGCUCAGGGCCAUCGUUCACGACAUCCUCACUCCCAUCCAGGCCGUCCAUUUCCUUAUUGCUGUAGCCGAGCUGCACCUACGUCUUCAUGAUUGGGGGAAGCGCCGAGAUGCCGUCGCCACAUCUCACCCCUCCAUCUGA
Molecule: messenger RNA, 882 nt
Organism: Linum tenue
Lineage: Eukaryota; Viridiplantae; Streptophyta; Magnoliopsida; Malpighiales; Linaceae
Source: the annotation of a GenBank genome assembly